AUGGGGGCCGAUGAAACUCCAACACCACCUCGUGUCAGCACUAAAGGAUCAUGCUCUGCUGUAGACUCCACUCACUAUAGCGGUCAAUAUGAGUUGUUGAUCACACGUCCUCAGAAGCAGCCAAUUCAUGAUACAGUCAUACAUGAAGAUGAUGAGAUGGCUGAAGCGGAGGAUGAUCCUAUAUCAAAGUUAGUGACAAAAUUACCAAGAUUGAAGAAAGCAUCAUUAGAACUAUACUGGGAUUUGAGGGUAUUUGGUCUUCCCCCACAUGUGCCAGUUUAUAUCACAUUUUCUGAUGCAUUGGAGGUGAUUGGGGGAGACAGGAUGUUGAAUAUUUCCAUCAUUCAGCUGUGGUGCAUGUACAUGGACACAAUCGUUGUAGACCAAGGUCGGUCUUCCAUGUACGGAUUUGUUGAACCUCAGACCAUUCAACCGUCUGGUAACACACUUCAAAACAGACAAGAUUAUUUGCAAACAUGGAUGGAUGAGUCAAAAAGAGACAUAUACCUUGUGCCAUACAUUGACGGGUCGCACUGGCAGCUGAUGGUCAUCAUUCCCAAACAAUGUAAAAUUAUAUUUUUUUGUUCGUUGCACAGGAGGAUGAAAAAUGAGUUGAGAACCAUGCUUCAAGGAGUUAUUGGUAAAUCUCGUGGUCAGCUGGUUCAAAUUUUGUAUCCAAAGUGUAACCAGCAGCUAGAUUCAUGGGAAUGUGGCUUCUAUGUGAUGUGUUGGAUUAAGACCAUCAUUCGAGCAGUCAUUACAGAUGACUGGAAUGAGCGCUUCAAGACUACAACACCUAUUACAGAAGACACAAUUAAACAGAUAAGGCAGGAGUGGACCGCUUAUCUUUUGCAAAGAUGGAGUUAGGAAUAGUUAUAUUUCUUGUUGAACAUUGUUUAGUUUUAGUUUAUGUUUUAUGUUGAUAGUUUGGUAGUGGAUUGAAUUCCACAUUAAGUAGAACUUUGUUUAUAUAUAAAACUCAU
Vigna angularis (adzuki bean) is the source of this 983-nucleotide messenger RNA. RefSeq lists its product as uncharacterized. Gene Ontology annotation, molecular function: cysteine-type peptidase activity. The transcript has 7 exons. Lineage: Eukaryota; Viridiplantae; Streptophyta; Magnoliopsida; Fabales; Fabaceae. Bases 1 to 867 code for a protein of 288 amino acids. Gene Ontology annotation, biological process: proteolysis. The record is from RefSeq and is a predicted model, not a curated record.